AUGUAUGGCAUGCUGUUGGAGAGCGUACAACACUUUGUACAGCUCGAAUAUGGGGAAUUUGUUUGGCGCCAAGCGUUGCUCACCACUGGAUGCAAAAAUACUGUCUUCAAUACACAUCAGCUUUAUCCCGACAGCUUGAUUCCAGAUCUUGCGGCGGCGCUUUCCGCCAUUACCGGAAAACCUUUCGAUGAGUUUAUGAUUUUCUUCGGACGAUGCUUUGUGCGUUUCUUCAGCAACUUUGGCUACGACGAGCUGAUCAAGGCCACCGGGCGUUACUUCUGCGACUUUCUGCACUCGGUCGACAACAUUCAUCUGCAGAUGCGUUUCACAUAUCGUAAGAUGAAGAGUCCUUCGAUGCAGUUGACCGAGGUGGACGAACAUGGCGCGGUUCUAGUCUACCGGAGCACGCGCACAGGUUUCUCGAAGUAUCUGCGUGGACAGCUGCUAGAAAUAGCGAAACAGCUGUACGGGAUGGACGUCAGCAUAAAGGUGCUGGAAAGUCAGAACGAUAAUCCAGGAGGAACGUCUGGGCCUAUCUCCAUACAGGGCGGUCUGAAGACGGUCAUCGUGAAGUAUCGUUUGGACUUUGAUAAUCGAGAAUAUAUGCAACGGCGUGUACACAUCAAGGCGCACCCGUCACAACUACAGCUGACGCCCGUUAACAGUCUGUUACUGCUGAAUCUCUUCCCAUUCGCACUCAUACUUAACGAAGAAAUGAAGAUCACCGCCGUUGGCGAGAAGCUGAUCGAGUCUUGGAUGCUCAACAAUGCUAACCGUUCGCCGACGGAGCUUAUUGGGGCAAAAGUUACGGAACACUUCAAGCUGCGCCGUCCCAGUGGAAUUACCUUCACUUGGGAGAAUAUUAAAAGACUUCAGACCGUUCUGUUUGAGAUACAGUUGCUAAAGGGAUCAUCGGCCAAGGGUGCGAAAGAUCCGGCAAAAUCGAUUGAAUACCAGCCGACACCGAGUCAGACGGAACGGACCACCGCCCCUGAAGACGCUUCUAAGCUGAUGUCAUCUAUUCCACGACGGGGAUCGCAGGGUCUAAGAAGUAUUUUGCUCAAGGGAGAAAUGCGCUACAUCAAAGACAUAAACUCACUCGUUUUUCUAUGCAGCCCUCUAAUCAACAACUUAGAGGAGCUGCGUGAAAUGGGUCUCUACUUAAACGAUCUGAACCCUCACGGGUUGAGUCGGGAGAUGGUGUUCUCCGGAUUUUCACACUACUCUCGGCUGGACUUGAUGUGUGAACGGGAGGAACAGCGUGCGGAAGAACUUGAAACUUCACUAGCGCUGGCCGACUCGUGGAAGCGCCAGGGCGACGAACUGUUGUACUCCAUGAUCCCACGCUCCAUAGCGGAGCGGCUACGCGAGGGCCAGAACCCGCACGAGACUUGCCAGAGUUUCGAAGAGGUGACGGUGCUUUUCGCAGAGGUCCAGGAGACGAUCACGGGCGACGAUUCGAUAAAGUAUGCCAUGACAACGGUCAACACGCUCAACGCCGCAUUUAGCGCGUUCGAUGAGUUGAUAAAUUCGCCUAUGGCCUACAAGGUGGAGACGGUCGGGAAGGUGUACAUGGCAGUGAGUGGGGCGCCUGACAUUAAUCCUUUCCACGCGCAGCACAUGGCAGACUUGGCACUGGAUAUGCUACACAGCAUUCGGGAGCUAAAUCUUCCGGGUGUUGGCGUGAAGAUAGGCUUCCACUCGGGCCCAAUAGUGGCGGGGAUUGUGGGGCUGAAAGUACCCCGGUACUGCCUGUUUGGGGAUACGGUGAACACGGCCUCACGCAUGGAGAGCAGCGGCGACACAGACCGCAUCCAGGUAUCGGGCUAUACAGCGCAAAAGUUAAAAAAGAUAGGCUACGCUCUUUCAUAUCGUGGGAAGGUGGCUGUUAAGGGCAAAGGAGACAUGGAAACAUUCUGGCUGGAGGGAGCACCGAGCAAACAGAAGUAG
Messenger RNA from Anopheles coustani, 1950 nucleotides. Its product is annotated as soluble guanylate cyclase 89Db-like. Gene Ontology annotation, cellular component: guanylate cyclase complex, soluble. Bases 1 to 1950 code for a protein of 649 amino acids. NCBI's taxonomy places the organism in Eukaryota, Metazoa, Arthropoda, Insecta, Diptera, Culicidae. The transcript is spliced from 7 exons. The record is from RefSeq and is a predicted model, not a curated record. Gene Ontology annotation, biological process: nitric oxide-cGMP-mediated signaling; response to oxygen levels; cGMP biosynthetic process. Gene Ontology annotation, molecular function: oxygen sensor activity; heme binding; guanylate cyclase activity.